Messenger RNA from Musa acuminata subsp. malaccensis (wild Malaysian banana), 1483 nucleotides. Its product is annotated as vacuolar protein sorting 38. Gene Ontology annotation, cellular component: lytic vacuole; endosome. The record is from RefSeq and is a predicted model, not a curated record. Gene Ontology annotation, biological process: SNARE complex assembly. Lineage: Eukaryota; Viridiplantae; Streptophyta; Magnoliopsida; Zingiberales; Musaceae. Gene Ontology annotation, molecular function: SNARE binding.
CCCCGCACCAAAAGAAGAGGUUCCCCGAACUGCCCACGUUCCCCAUUUCGGGUCACUUUAGACAUGAAUUACCUCUGAUGAGCUCGGCCACCGCCGUCGUUCCCCCUCAGAGACGAUGAAGAACUCUUUCGCCGAUGGAUACCGACGGGAUCAACGUACCAGAUCGCUCCCCCGAUGGAUCCACGGACGUGGCCACUCGGAUGAACUUUGACGGCGAGGCGAUCGAAGGCGCCGACAACCCCAAGAUUGUCGACUGGGAGGACCUGCAGCAGGAGCUUGCUCGCCUUUGGAGCCUCUCGUCGGCCCUUGGAAAGGCCAAGGAGAGGAAGGCGUCCCUCGCCCGGCGGCUGGAAUCGAUAAUCGAGGUGAGGAAAGAAUCAAUACGUCAACACAAUGAGCUAGAGGAAAUGAAACAGAAGUUGGAAGUUAAGAGGCUUGCAUUGUCAAGUUCUUCAAUGCACUUUAACAAGACAUCAGAAAAUGUUAAGAACCAAAAGGAUCAGCUUUCUGCUGCCAUCAGAAUGUUGCUGGUAGCUGGCAAGACCCUCGAUGCAGCCCACCAGCAACUGCAGGAAGCUAAUAGAUUGCUAUCUGGAGAAAGGGGUUAUGGUAAUCUGAAAAACCUGCAGAAGCUGCUACGGUUGAGGCAACAACAUAUGAUAAUUCAGGUUUCAACACUUUACCCAGUCAAGGGUAUGAACGAACAGGCAUUUGGGGAGACAAUUGAUUCACAUUCUGAUGGAUAUUCUACUGGAUCACCCUCACCAAAUGAGUCCAGACCUUCACACUCAUCAUCAUUGACAAUAUUAGGUCUCCAACUAACUAUACUUCCUUCAAAAAAGAAAUUUUUUGGUGACAAGAAGGAGGUCCAGAAGUCUGCAAAUGCUUUGGGUUAUGUUGCACAUGCAGUCUCACUUAUUUCAUCAUACCUUGAUGUGCCUCUUCGAUAUCCUUUGCGCUUGGGAGGCUCACGUUCAUACAUUCAUGAUUAUGCACCUUUAGUUGAGAUGACUUCGUCUGAUUUGGUGGCAAAUCUGGCAUCGACGAGCAUGACUGCCAAGCCCACAGAAUUUCCGCUUUUUCUAGAGGGCCAAUAUACCACAAGAGCAACGUAUGCAAUAUUUUUGCUGAACAAGGAUUUGGAGCAGCUUUUGAAUUAUAUUGGUGUUCAGAGUUUGGGGCCACGUCAUGUGUUAGCCAAUUUGAAGGAGCUUAUGCGUAUCAUCCAAUCGGAGGAGUACAUUUGCUGGUGACAGAUUAUGUGCACCAAUUUGUGGGAUUACAUUGUUGUAAUGUUUUCGAAGCUACUUAUCUUCACUAAUAUAUUGGCAACAACUUUUGUGGCCGAGUCCACUGAAAGAAGACAUGGGAGUUUUAAGGUCACUCUCAUUCAAAAAGUUUAUAUAUAUAUAUAUAACUUUUGUAUGGGAACUCUUUGUGAAAUCAUUAUCUCAUAUUGAAUAACUUUUUUCAUUCUAUAAAA